Molecule: messenger RNA, 1551 nt
Organism: Paramecium pentaurelia
Lineage: Eukaryota; Ciliophora; Oligohymenophorea; Peniculida; Parameciidae
Source: the annotation of a GenBank genome assembly
AUGAUUUUUUUAUUAUGUAUUAUUGGAAUAGCAGUAUCAGUUCACAUUAAUAAACAUGGAAACUUUGUUGAUGAAGUAAUAACUUUAUUAAUUAUAAGAAUGGAGCAAUCAGAAUCUUCCAUGGCUUUAAUGUAGUCUAUAAACCAGCUCCAUAUUUCCCCAUAACUGAUCAUUUCGAUGUGAUGACAUCAUUUUCUGAUGAAGAUUGCUAACUCCUAGUUGAUUUAGGGUAAUUAUAAUUAAAUAUUAUCUUCAUAGAUUUAAUGUAAUUAGAUUACAUGUUGCAUUUGAAGCUGGAAUGCCCUAAAGAGGAAUAUUAAAUGAUGAAUAUCUAUUCCACAUAAGAGAAAUAGUGAGAUUAGCUGCAAAAUAUAAUAUUUACGUUAUUCUUGAUGCUCAUUAAGACUUAUUAAAUAGAUAGUUUUGUGGAGAAGGAUUUCCAGAUUGGGCUGUCACUAAAACAGAUUUUCCAGCUCCAUAAACAAUUGAAUUAAGAUUAGAUGAAUAAGGAUAUCCAUUAAUUGAGGAUUGUUUGAAAUAGGACAACUUUGCUAAAUUUUAUCUGACAUCAGAUGUUGGCAAGAAUUUAGAAUCAAUAUUGAAAAAUGAAAAUGGUGUAGCAGAUAUGUUUGGACUCUUUUGGAAAAGAGUUGCAGAAUUACAUAAAGGAGAAUGGAAUGUGUUAGGAUAUGAGAUUAUGAAUGAACCUGCCUCUGGUAAUUAUUAAAGAAGCAAAAUAUAAUAUGUAUGGCCAGGAUGGGCUAAUAAACAUCUCAUUAUGCCAUUUUAUUAAAUAAUAAAUAAAUACAUUAGAGAAGUUGAUACUGAAAAACUUGUAUUCUUUGAACCUUAUUUCACAGAUGUUAUGGGAGUUGGAUUCAAGCAUAAUGUAGGUGGCAAAAAGUAUUAAAAAAAAGAAGUAUUGAGCUAUCAUCUUUAUUGUGGAAUUGGUAUUUAUAUUAUUCAUAUCAAAAAGAAAAUGUUUCUACCUUCCUUUGUAAAUAGUUAUAUAAUUUUAUGUAUCCUUUAAAGAAAAUGAACAUCAAUCAUUUAGGAACUGGUGCUAUGUUAACCGAAUUUGGAGCAUUACCAAAUGAACCAUUUGCUAAAGACAUACUCAAUGGUUUAUUGUAUAAAGCAGAUAAAUACCUAUAAUCUUGGGCUUAUUGGUAAUAUAAAGGAUACAAUGAUUUUACAACUGCAUCAAAUAUGUAUGAUGAAGGAAUUUUCAAUUAAGAUGGAUCUCUUUAGAAUUACAAAAUGGAAGCAUUGGUUAGACCUUAUGCUCAACAAAUUUGUGGAUCUAAAGUAUAUUAUUCAUAGUUCAAUUCAAAAAAAUAAUAAUUUAGCUUGAAAUAUGAUUCUAUCUAAAAUUGUGAUACUAUAAUUUAUGUUCCAGAUAUGAAUGCUUUUAAAAAUGGAUUUAAAUUCACUUGUAAAUCUAAGAAAGGAAAAUGUUCAUUAAAAUCUUUAGAUAAGAAUAGAUAAAGAGUUGAUAAUGCUUCAGGUCGCAUUAAAUUAGAAAUAUCAGCAUUGAAUAUUAAUAAAUGA